CGAUUACCCUGUUCCCUCUUUCCCCGAUUACCCCGAGUGCCAUCAUUUGAUAUGUCCUCCAAUGGCUUCGAGCCCUACCUCCGUCGGCUCCGCCCUUGACUCUCGAGGCAAGUUCUGAAACAUGGACCCAAGCGGCAUCGAUAUUGUCAUCACAAGAGCCUCGGAGGCAGGAAAGCUUCCCCCGCAGAACCCAAGUGCAGGAGACUCCGAGGUCCUCUUCCACCAGGGAUGGGCCAACUUUCCGGACGGACCUAGCCACCAUCACCCCAGCAGCAGCGAGUGCUGGAAUAAGGCACAUGCGUCGCGAAAGACAGGUGUCCAGGACGUGUAUGCGUCCUUCAGCACUUUCAUGCUGGGGUGGUGUUACUUGCAGGGCAUCGGUGUGGCCAGAGACGAAAAACAAGCCUGCAUUCUCUUUCAAGAAAGCAUUGUUGAUGCCUUCCAGCUGGGCAAGAUGGUAUUUGGUCCCGAAAACAACAAGGGAUACUACCACCUCGAGUCCGACUCCCAUGCGGCAACGGUGUUCUUCGAUCGCUGCAAGCUGGCCACCAGCAUCUCCCCUUCAUGGAUAUGCAAGCAUCUCGUUGCCCUUUGCCACCUCUACGGAUAUGGGGUUGCACGAUCAGAGGAGACCGCAGUUCAGGUACUGAUGGAUCUCGCCCAUGAAGGGCACGAUGUCAGCCAGACCGAGCUGGCCAAAUGCCUCUACACAGGAUAUGGUGUAAGCAAGUACUACACUCGAUCGAUCUAUUGGUUCCAAAAGGCAGCCGACAUGGGCUACCAGGGAGGUCAGUUUGGCCUGGGUAUCUCCUUUUACUAUGGCAAGGGCAACGAUCGAAACUACAAGAAAGCAGCCAAUUUCUUUGAACGCUCGGCUCUCCAAGGGAACUCGGCCGCCCAGUUUUGUCUCGGCAUCUGCUACAACUAA
Molecule: messenger RNA, 928 nt
Organism: Polychytrium aggregatum
Lineage: Eukaryota; Fungi; Chytridiomycota; Chytridiomycetes; Polychytriales
Exons: 1
Coding region: 122-928 (268 amino acids)
Molecular function (GO): protein binding
Source: RefSeq, a predicted model, not a curated record